AUGGUGUUGUAUAUUUUGUGCGUAUGUAUUGCAGGAUGCCACUGUGAGUGGUUUACGACGGAACAAGCUUUGCAACAAACAGAAUUUCAACCGGCUGCUGCUUCUGCCAAUCUUAUAGUUGGGGCCCAUGUUUGGUUGGAGGAUUCUGAUGUAGCUUGGAUAGAUGGUGAAGUCUUGGAGAUUAAUGGAGAACAAAUCAAAGUCCUUUGCACUUCUGGGAAGACGCUUCUCUCGGGUUUUCUUUUGGAAUCGCCCAAUCCUCAGAUAAUGAAGCGCUACAUCUUAGAAGUUCGCUAUUUGAAAGUCAUGAGGACAUUGUUGACGGAUUCAAGUAAAAACUUUCAGUUAUCGGCUUUUCACAUUUUCAAGAUUUUGGUCGCUAAUCCUAAUAAGCCCUGA
This is a messenger RNA of Lathyrus sativus (Indian pea), 399 nucleotides long. NCBI's taxonomy places the organism in Eukaryota, Viridiplantae, Streptophyta, Magnoliopsida, Fabales, Fabaceae. The record is from the annotation of a GenBank genome assembly.